Molecule: messenger RNA, 1947 nt
Organism: Ichthyophthirius multifiliis
Lineage: Eukaryota; Ciliophora; Oligohymenophorea; Hymenostomatida
Exons: 3
Biological process (GO): ribosomal large subunit biogenesis
Cellular component (GO): nucleolus
Molecular function (GO): GTP binding; GTPase activity; RNA binding
Source: RefSeq, a predicted model, not a curated record
AUGAACUACAAUUUCAAAUCCAUAAAAACAAUUCCAGCUUCAAAAGAUUUCAUAAAUAUAAUCUUAUCAAAAACCCAAAGAAAGACCCCUACAGUAGUACAUCCAGGUUACGCUAUCGGUCGUAUCCGAGGUUUCUAUAUGCGUAAAAUAAAAUUCACUUAAGAAUCAGUUCACGAUAAAUUCAACGACAUUCUAACUGGUUUUCCAAAAUUAGAUGAUAUUCAUCCUUUUUUUUCUGAUUUAAUAAAUGUCUUAUAUGACAAAGAUCACUAUAAACUAGCUUUAGGUCAUAUUCAUUCAUGUAUGAAUUUAGUCGAUAAUGUAUGCAAAGAUUAUGUUAGAUUAAUUAAAUAUGCAGAUUCUUUAUAUAGAUGUAAAUAAUUAAAAAAAGCUUGCUUUGGAAGAAUUUGCACGAUUAUAAAGAAACUUAAUAGCAGUUUAAAUUACUUAGAGGAAGUUCGUAAACAUUUAGCAAGACUUCCUUCUAUAAAUCCAUUUGAAAGAACAAUCCUAAUUACUGGUUAUCCUAAUGUUGGUAAAAGUAGUUUUAUAAACAGUAUUACAUCAGCAAAUGUAGAAGUUUAAAGUUAUCCAUUUACAACUUAGUCUUUAUAUGUUGGACAUACAGACUAUGAAAAAGUGAGAUGGCAAGUAAUCGACUCUCCUGGUAUCCUCGAUCAUUCAUUAGAAUAAAGAAACACUAUCGAAAUGUAAAGUAUAACAGCUUUAGCCCAUUUAAAGGCCUGUAUUUUAUUUAUUAUUGAUAUUUCUGAAUAAUGUGGCUACUCAAUCCAAUAAUAAGUUAAACUCUUUGACUCUAUCAAACCCUUAUUCAAGAAUAAGCCUCUGUGCAUAGUCUUAUCGAAAAUUGACUUAAAGACCUUCAACAAUCUGUCUAUUGAAGAUCAAAAUUUAAUAAAUGAUCUGGUGGAAAAAAACAACGCUCAACUAGUUUCUAUGUCUUGCAAAACUGGCGAAAACAUCCAAGAAGUAAAAACUACAGCCUGUGAAACUCUCCUUAAAUUCCGAGAUGGUCAAAAAAUAGAAAGUAUAGCUGGAGGAAACCUAAAUAUUAAACGAGAAGAAUAAUUCCUAAGAGGCUUAUAUAUUGCAAAUCCUUCAAAAAUCAGAAAUUCUUCAACAUUAAGAACGCCAGUGAUCCCCUAAUCGGUACUAUAGGGACUUAAAUACGAAAAACCGACUUUAAAAGACAUUCAAGAAGAACACGGAGGAGCCGGAGUGUUCAAUUUUCCUUUAUAGGAACACUUUAAAUUGGCUAAAGAUGAAUGGAAAUAUGAUGUUGUACCGGAAAUUAUGGAAGGGAAAAAUAUAGCUGAUUUCGUAGACCCGGAUAUACUAGAAAAACUUGAGGAGUUAGAAAAGGAAGAAAAUAUGUUGGAAUAAGCAAGACUUUUAAAUGAGGAAAUUAAUGAUGAAGAGGAAAAUAUUGAUGAUGAAGUUUUAGAUGCUCAUAAAUAAAUAGUAUCUAAAAAAACUAUAUUGAAGUUAUAACAUAAAUUAAAUAGACAUAAAACUGCUCAUCUAUAAAAAAAUAAUACACUCGAAAAUUUAAAGUAAAAAUUGUCCUAAAAAGGAAUUAAUAGUAAAAAUGUUGAAGAAAGAGUUAAUAAAAAAAGAAAAGCUAGAAGACUAACAGAUUAAAUGAUCAAUGAAGACAAUGAUGAAGAUUUAAUGUAAGAUGAAAAUGAUCAUAAUAAAUUAGUAAAAAGUGUAAAAAAUAAAAAAAAAAGUCUUUCUAGAUCUAGAUCUAAAGGAGUAGACCCUAAUCCUAUAAAUACUACAGAAGAAAAGGCUAUGUAAAGGUUAAAACAUAAAAUAGACAAAUAAUGGAAUGGAAGAGCAGGAGAAGCAGAUAGAAGUGUAAUUAUUAAAACUCCAAAACAUUUAUUUUCUGGAAAAAGAAAAUAAAAAACAGAUUAUAGAUGA